Messenger RNA from Plutella xylostella (diamondback moth), 1041 nucleotides. The record is from RefSeq and is a predicted model, not a curated record. NCBI's taxonomy places the organism in Eukaryota, Metazoa, Arthropoda, Insecta, Lepidoptera, Plutellidae.
AUGAAGCUUGGCACGAAGCUAGCCGACACCCUGAAUGAUCUCAUGGACUACUUUUUAAAAAAUCCCACGGGAAAGCCGUUCCAAGGCGCAACAAAUCCCACGGGAACAUCCAGUUGUAGUUUAAAUUCAUUAUUUGCGAAAUCAUUAAUGUUUCGGCAUCGAUGGAACAUUACACCAUGCGACUAUUCAAAUGUCAGUACACCCCCGCCAGUGACAAGAUCACGCAAGGCCGCCCCAGACCUGCAGCAUGUAGACCUCAGCUACGAUCAGUUCGCUCGACUGCUAGAUUCUAAGCUGGAUAUCAAGUUUGAUUUCAAAUUUAAGGAGCUGAAUGCUAUCAUAAUUGAGUUAAAAGUGGAUUUUACGAAAACUACAGACUUUCUGUCUGCACAACAAGAUGAUCUGAAGCGGGACCUUGGGAAUAUGGUGGAGAUUCUGGAGCGUGAGAAUGCUCUACUGCGCACUGAGAUAGCCACCACAAAAAAACUGAUCUCAGAGGCCAACGCAAGCGGAUUGUACGGACUGAUCAGUCAACUUCAAUCCGAUCUGAAUGAACGCGACCAACAAACACUCAUCAAUGAUGUGGAGAUCUCAUGCAUCCCUGAGUUUGAGGGUGAGUCCGCUGUACACCUCGUCAAAGUGGUGAGUGCCAAGCUGGGAGUGAAGCUGGGGGAGUCGGAUGUGGUGAGCGCAUCCCGCGUCGGGGCCCGGCGUGGUGCGGUGGAGACCAGCGACGUGGUGGGCCGCGCGCUACGUGACCAGCUCGUCAACAACGCGCGAGUGCGCCGAGGCGCCUCUACUGCAGACCUCGGCCUGUCACCGCAUGCUGAGCAACGCCUGUACGUGAACGAGCGCCUUACCAAGGCGAAUAGACAGAUCUUUGGUAAGGCGAGAGAAUUGGCCCGCACCCAUGGUUGGAAGUUUGUGUGGACCAGAGAAGGCCAUGUCAAGGUGAGGCGUGAUACACAUGCACCCAUUCAUCAAAUUCGGUCCGCUACAGACUUGAAUAACAUUUUUGGUUUGCAAGAUAAAAUUAAAUAG